AUGGAUGUGAUAGAUGCUGUGUGUUUGUGGGCCGUCCACCGAAGGAUGAGAAGACGCAGACAAAUGAGGGAAAGAAAAUAUUGGGUUCAUCCUAUUUUAAAAACAAGGCUUUCUCAUAGUCUUUAUGUCACGUUAUAUCCUAAACUUAGAGAACAUGAUGAAAAAUUUUUCAAUUACUUUAGAAUGUCCAUUAAAUCAUUCGAUGACCUAUUGGAGAUAAUUAAAGACUCCUUAGAAGCUGAUGAAAAUGCAAUAAGAUAUUGCAUUUCACCACAAGAAAAACUUAUCGUUACAAUAAGGUAA
Messenger RNA from Macrosiphum euphorbiae (potato aphid), 303 nucleotides. The record is from the annotation of a GenBank genome assembly. Lineage: Eukaryota; Metazoa; Arthropoda; Insecta; Hemiptera; Aphididae.